This is a messenger RNA of Coffea arabica (coffee), 1049 nucleotides long. The record is from RefSeq and is a predicted model, not a curated record. Lineage: Eukaryota; Viridiplantae; Streptophyta; Magnoliopsida; Gentianales; Rubiaceae.
GGAAUUCCUAAUUAUGACGUCAUAGCUUCUAUUGCUAUCUCAUUGUUUGAUCUUUUUAAAUCAAAUUAUAUCAAGCCAAUCUUCUGAUUCAUACGCUACAAAAAAUAAUAAUAAUAAUAAGCUGCGCUGAGAUCGUUGUUCAUUAUUCGAAGAUGGCUCUGAAUCCUCAGGUGUUUCCUAACGGGAUGCCCGUGCCGUUUGUGAACGAGAUGUUCGUAUUAGCCAGAGAUGGCGUGGAUUUCGAGGUUGACAAGAUCCCCGGAGCUCAAGGAGGACAUGUCAAAGCAAAGGGCAUAAUUUACUUGUCCAAUAUACGUAUGGUUUUUGUUGCAAAUAAACCUGUUGGAGACUUUGCUGCUUUUGAUCUGCCCCUGCUUUACAUUUGCGGUGAAAAAUUUAACCAACCAAUAUUCUUCUGCAACAAUAUAUCUGGAUCUGUCGACCCUGUAAGUGCAUCAGAUAUUGAAUCAUUGGUAUGUGGUCUUCUAGUAGGCAGUGACCCAUUUCUGCACUUCCAGGUUGUACCUGAAAACGAGCAAAGGGCUCUAUUCUCUACUCAUUCAUUCAAGAUUUUAUUCAAGGAAGGUGGUUGCGGAACUUUUGUGCCCUUAUUCUUUAACCUAAUUCAUUCUGUGAGACAAUAUAAUCAAGAGACAUCAAGAGCAGGUCCUCAGUUGGAUCCCUUGCAAGCAUCACAGACGCCUGUUGAUGAAAUGAUGCGACAUGCGUAUGUUGACCCAAAUGAUCCUACAAGGAUAUUCUUGCAGCAACCAAAUCCUCAGUCACAGCUCAGGCGCCGAGGCUACCAUUCACAGCCUGCUAAUCAUGCCAUUUGAUGUGAAAUGUUGUUCCUCAAGGUUCAAACUUGUGCCAACCUUCUUAUUUUGUUAUGGUAAUGCAACAAUCUUCGGAACAUAUUGGUAGAAUUAAGAUGUAAAAGAGUUUCUUGGACGACACGUGCGUUGUUUAUAUGUGUGUUGAUGAAACUAAUCGUCCUACAAUACAUUGUCGUGCAAAAAUAAAUCAAUGGAUUCUCAUCUGUUUUAAUA